AUGGCCGACCCAAUUCCACAUACAACGCUUGGAGCCACACGCAGCAGCAUCACUGGCCGAGGGAGCCUACUGACACCACCGCCAACACCGACACCAUCCACGACGACAGCCAUCAGCGCCGAUUCGAAUGUUGGCUACAGGAUCCGCGUUCUGAUACACGACAUGGUGCACUAUUCCACGGAUGCUGCGGCGAAGGAACGUCUUGACGAAGUCCUCCACCCUACCUACAUCAGUGCUCCGUACUUCAGGGAGGUGAAGGCGCAGUGGAUCCGACGUGCCACUAUCGAUGCCACGUUUGAGUGGCAUCGGGCGUCCAGCUCCUCAUCUCGCCCACCCCCCCUGGAUAUCAAUUGGAUGCUGGCGGAGGUCAAGCUGAACCUGGAGGGCAUGGCCUUUGAGGAUGCCGUGCACAGAGCUUUGCACGCGUGCGGUUUUGUGGACAGGUGCAAGACGAGCGGCGACUUCCGACCCUGCGCGCAGAAUCUUCUUGCGCCUUUGUACGCUAGCUUGUUUGGCAUCAAGCUCGAGGAACUGAAGGAUGAGCACUUUUUGACUCGUCUGCGAAAGUGCGGGAAGGACGGUGCCUCUAAGUCCGCCGUCAAGAGGACUGUCCGUCAGUCCCAGAGGACGGGAAACGCGUCUGGAAGCGACAACGACGACGAUACACCAUACGCGCCUUCAGCACCUGACGAUGACUUCCCCGACGAACUACCCAACAAACGGCGCAAAACGGUCAGCAGCACGAAAGAAGAGGCCGCUCGCCUUCACAAGAAACUGUUCAGCGUGACGGCCACACAGGAACCAUCAGAACCAACAUGUUUGAUGCCUAAUCGCGAGCACAACACCGUCUACCACAGAUCCCUUCUCCUCGAUGGCUCAAUUGCCAAGGCAGGCCAGAAUGCGCUUCUGGAUUGGUUCGACAGCAUUAGCACUGCUCGUGCCAUGCCAUGGCGCAUGACAUGGCUCGACCCAAGCACGAUAUCCGACGAGGACGAGCUCCGAAAGCAACUCGAGCGUCGAGCAUAUCAAGUGUGGAUCAGCGAGAUUAUGCUCCAGCAGACACGCGUGGCGGUCGUCAUUGACUACUGGAACCGAUGGAUGGAAAAGUGGCCUACAAUCCAGGAUCUCGCCGCAGCCGACGCGGACGACGUGCUGGCCGCAUGGAGGGGUCUGGGCUAUUACAGUCGGGCCACGAGGAUCCACGAGGCGGCAAAGCAUGUCGUAAGCCACAAGGAAUUCAGAGGUCUCCUGCCUGCUGAUGCGAAGAAAUUGGAAGCGGAAGUGCCGGGUGUGGGACGGUACACUGCGGGUGCCAUUACCUGCAUCGUCUUUGGUAUCCCCGAGCCAAUGGUCGAUGGCAAUGUGCUGCGCGUACUGAGUCGCCAACUGGGUAUUCUUGGAAAUGUGAAGACGGACAAGCGCGUUAUUGACACCCUCUGGGCUGCCGCAGACGCUCUCGUCAAGAACGUGGCUCAGGGCGAUGGUACGGUCAACGACCCCAGCACGAUUCCGAGGAGCGACAAGCCCGGGCGGUGGGGUCAGGCUCUGAUGGAGCUGGGAAGCACGAUAUGCGCUCCAAAGCCCAACUGCGCAGCGUGCCCUAUAACUUCCACGUGUCGGGCGUAUCUCGAGGGUCGGGAGCUUGCUGAUCGCAAGGACAGCAAGGCAUCGCCGGUAGCAACUCCCGACAUUGAGGAUGCCUGUACCCUCUGCGAACCCUUUGAGAACGCGCAGGACGAAUCAGACGCGACUGAAAGAACACCCGUCGUUGCAGGCAAGCCGAGCAAGAAGCAGGCCACUUUGUCGUCUUUUUUCAGCAAGCCCUCGACCAAAGAAGCGCCAGCCAAGGCGGCCGGAGCAGCAAAGACCAAAGCUGCGGAGCUGGAGACAAUUGUGAACCACGCCAGGAAGUUCCCGCUCAAGGUUGUAAAGAAGGCGGUUCGCGAGGAGGAGACGCUCGUCUGCGCGAUUCAGACACGCGACAGUAGUUUCCUCAUCCAUCGGCGUCCCGAGAAAGGACUCUUGGCCGGACUGUGGGAGUUUCCCUCCAAAAUCCUGGACGCGGGCGAGGGUUCGACCUCGAAGCAGCGCAAGGCCCUUGCGCAGAACCAUGUGUCUUUACUUCUGGGUACGAACGAUAGCAAGCUCAAACAUGUCGGCGAGCUAGGCAGCGUACCCUGGCUGUUUUCGCAUCUCAAGCUCACAAUGCAUGUGCAUCUGUUCAAGGUCGACACAGACGAGGUGGCAGCCACAGGCGACGAGAACAAACAGCCCAGUCGGUGGAGCGACAAUGUCGAGAAUGAGUCAAUGGGGACUGGGAUGAGGAAGUGCUGGGCUUUGGUGCGGGAUCACUGUACUCUUGUUGAUUCAUAG
This is a messenger RNA of Emericellopsis cladophorae, 2373 nucleotides long. RefSeq names its product A/G-specific adenine DNA glycosylase-like protein. The coding region runs from base 1 to 2373 and encodes 790 amino acids. The transcript is spliced from 2 exons. The record is from RefSeq and is a predicted model, not a curated record. NCBI's taxonomy places the organism in Eukaryota, Fungi, Ascomycota, Sordariomycetes, Hypocreales, Bionectriaceae. Gene Ontology annotation, cellular component: nucleus. Gene Ontology annotation, biological process: base-excision repair; mismatch repair. Gene Ontology annotation, molecular function: 8-oxo-7,8-dihydroguanine DNA N-glycosylase activity; oxidized purine DNA binding; purine-specific mismatch base pair DNA N-glycosylase activity.